This is a messenger RNA of Symbiodinium sp. CCMP2456, 521 nucleotides long. Lineage: Eukaryota; Dinophyceae; Suessiales; Symbiodiniaceae. The record is from the annotation of a GenBank genome assembly.
GCUAUAUCGCGCCCAUCCUCGAGUGUGAAUCCUUCAAGCACGAUGUGGCGAAGUUGGAGAACUGGUGGGAUCCACAGGCGAAGAUCCACAGCGAGACUGCCGGGUUCAUCGUUGGAGUCUUCUCCAUCGGAUGCAUUUGCGUAUCCUUCCCGCCAGUCAGCAGCUACUUCCUCGACGUUUGGGGGCGGACGCCUAUCCGCAUGCAGGAAGGGCUCCAUCAUCCUCGGGAGCUUCAUUUUUUUGGCGGGCUCCUGGGUGCAGGUGGGCGCCUACUCCGUGACAUCCUUUUGCAUCGGGCGCCUGAUCGCGGGAUGCUCGAUUGGCCUCCUCAGCACGGUGGUAGCACUUUAUCAAAGCGAGGUUGCCCCUGCGCACCGUCGUGGGGGCCUAACUUCGCUGUACCAGUUCAACAUCACUUUGGGCAUCCUCGUGGCAGCAGCAGUGGACGUCCCCUUGGUGAAGCAGGGAGGCGGCUGGAGGAUCGCGAUCAUCCUCCAGUCCUUUCCAGCGCUCUGCCUCUU